ACUUGCUCUGAGAACACUUAAGACAACAUCUCAGGUUGCAGGAAGUUGUUGAGGUGCUCUUUUUUUUUCCUUUUUGCAUUGUUGUGGCAUGCAUGUAGGUUACACGGUGACGUUAAUUCGAGAUCCGACAGGCUGUUCAAAAAAGCACACGUUCUGCUACGAGACGACGCAAGUGGGCGCUUGGAAAAAUGUGAUGUGGAAACAGACGCUCGGCUUUGUGGGAGAGUUUAGUAAAGCCCCAGAGAGAGGGAGAGAAAUAAAGAGAGAUAGAGAAGGAAAUGUAGAAAGGGAGAGGGGAGUGUCUGUUCAGAGAGUUUCCUGUGAAGAGCUGCCGACGUACAGAGCUGAGAUAGAGAGAGAGGGAAGAGAAGAGGAAAGAAAGCUGGAGACAUCACGACGUCCAACAGGUGAAGCUGAAGCGCAUCAUUUACAUCCAGCUCCAGUUGAAACCACACCGUCAGCAUGGGAAAGCAGAACAGCAAGCUCCGUCCCGAGGUGAUACAGGACCUGUUGGAAAACACAGACUUCACCGAGCAUGAGAUCCAGGAGUGGUACAAGGGCUUCCUGCGGGACUGUCCCAGCGGCGCGCUCAGCAUGGAGGAAUUCAAGAAGAUCUACGGCAACUUCUUCCCCUACGGAGACGCGUCAAAGUUUGCGGAGCACGUCUUCCGGACCUUCGACGCCAACGGAGACGGAACGAUAGACUUCAGAGAGUUCAUCAUCGCCCUGAGCGUCACGUCCCGCGGCCGUCUGGACCAGAAGCUCAAGUGGGCCUUCAGCAUGUACGACCUGGACGGCAACGGGUACAUAAGCAAGGCGGAAAUGCUGGAGAUCGUUCAGGCCAUCUAUAAGAUGGUUUCUUCCGUGAUGAAGAUGCCAGAGGACGAGUCCACACCUGAGAAACGCACGGAUAAGAUCUUCCGGCAGAUGGACACAAAUCGUGAUGGUAAGCUGUCGCUGGAAGAGUUUGUAGAGGGCGCGAAGAGCGACCCCUCCAUCGUGCGACUGCUGCAGUGCGACCCCAGCAGCGCGGGGCAGUGAGUCUGCAGACAUAACCUCUCUUCAAGCAAGUCUUUCUGUGUUCGCUCUCCUUCAAAUACCAGCAGAGCAUGGACUCCAAAACCACACCCCUAUCUCAGCGUCUGUGGGCUUCCCGCCGAACACCUCGCACGAGAACAUUAAUUCCCCGCAGACACAGAACCCGGACGCACAGAGAUCAUACACGAGAAGCUUGUGUUCGUGUGUCUCUCUGUGUUUUUGAAUUCCUCGUAAAAGGCUUUUUUUGAGAUUAACACAACAGGCGAGUGACAAGUGAUAUCACAUCCUGUGCAAACCCUUUCGCAAAAGAGCUUUAAAUAAUAAGAGAGAGGGAGCUAAAUUUACAGAGCGUGCAAAAUGCACCAGAUGCCAUAUUUUGUCAAACUUUCUAAAUGGCAUAAAUAUUAAAAAAUGGCUUAAAAAUAUUAUUUAAUAAUUAUUUUUAAGAUUCCUAGUGUUCCUAGUAUUUCAGUUCCAUUCAGCACAUAAAUCUAUUUAAAAGAGAGGCUCUCGGGUGACAACUCUGUUUUUUUACUUGAAUAUUUUUUUUUCAGCAUUUAUUGCAUUAUGAUGUCAGAGCCUGCGAUAGAUUCUUAAAGGGGCGGUUGGGGUAAAAAUGUUUACCUUUGAUGAGCAUAUGGAUAAAAAAAUAACAAUAACUCUUAAAAAAAAAAAAACUACUUUUUUAAACAUGAAUACUCUCUGCAUAGGACUGAUAGCAACCGUAUAGCUGCAAAAUAUCAUAAAACAAAUAAAUACUCUCAUAGGGACAACAAUAAUAUUGAUCUUGCUGCUUCAAAAGAGAAGAAACGCGAAAAAAGUAUUAGGCGAAAAAAUAAUGUAGAUAUAAUUUAUGGUUUAACUUGUGUGGCUAUCACACCACGAAAAAAAAGCUUUUCUUUAUGAAACUGCUGUUGUUAUUAAAAUAUGACAUUUUCUUUUGUUACAAAUAAUCAUUUGUACAGUAAAAGCGUACGUAUGUAGGACAGCAAAGACCACACGUUACUAUGCACAUACACAACGGACCAUAAACCCCUGCAGCAUUUACUGCCAGACACCAGCCCACACCUUCACUUUCUGCUCUGUCCAGACCUCGAUUCAGUCCACCAUCAGCUGUGAACAAAUACUACAGGUUAGCCCGAGCGACUAGUUCAAGUACCAUUCAUAUCUGACUGAAUCUUGGCCUUAGUAUUGGCUUACGGUCUUUUCGUUUUUAUAUCCAGCUCAAAUCGUUUUGCACGCUGCACCUCAAAAUGAAUGUAUUCUCUGGGACAUUCUGUACAUUUCGGGAUGAAUAUGUGUGUGUGUGUGUGUGUGUGUGAUGCUUUUUGAGUACUCGUAUGUUUAGUGAGUGUUUUGUCUAUGCAUACUGUACGUUUCGGUCAGCACUUGCGAGUGUGGAGUCAGCGACACGGCGAUCGGAGUGUAAAAUAUUAACGUGUAAGAAUAUUUCUACACAACCUCAGGGGUUCGAAUGCAAGGGACUGUGUGAACGGAUGGAGCGCGCUUCUUAUCUAUAGCCCACUUAUAAAUGCACAAACACUCGCUCACAUGCAAACCAAAUCGUAUCUGAGGCCACAUGCGAGAUGGACAGCCAUCGGAAACUCUCUGCUGAUUUCAUUUUCGGUGAAGUCAAGGUCGUAAUGAUCAAAUUUAGCUCGAGAAGGAGCUUGAAUUCGAAUCGGAUCAUUUAUGUUUGUGGAUAUCCUCCUUCACAAAAACUAUUUAGCAUCUGGCAUUUUAUUUUUAAACCACAGAAGACAGCGACAUGUGGUCAAGUGCCAAACACAGAUGAAUUUAUAUAUGGCAAAACAAACAGUGUUCUAUCAGUGUUUGCUGUACAACGGUUAUCUGUCAAACUAAAUGUUUGUCAUCAUCAUUUUGUAGAUUUUAUAUGGUAACCUGUACGUUGUGUGAGUGUAGAUAUUAUGAACGCAGGCAUCUGUUUUGGAUAUAUAUAUCAUAAAUAAAGAAAAGGAAAAAGAAAAC
Molecule: messenger RNA, 3027 nt
Organism: Puntigrus tetrazona (Sumatra barb)
Lineage: Eukaryota; Metazoa; Chordata; Actinopteri; Cypriniformes; Cyprinidae
Gene: ncaldb
Product: neurocalcin delta b
Exons: 4
Coding region: 463-1041 (192 amino acids)
Biological process (GO): calcium-mediated signaling
Cellular component (GO): cytosol
Molecular function (GO): tubulin binding; calcium ion binding; actin binding
Source: RefSeq, a predicted model, not a curated record